Molecule: messenger RNA, 697 nt
Organism: Saccoglossus kowalevskii
Lineage: Eukaryota; Metazoa; Hemichordata; Enteropneusta; Harrimaniidae
Product: C-type mannose receptor 2-like
Molecular function (GO): calcium ion binding
Source: RefSeq, a predicted model, not a curated record
AUUAAUGAUGAGUGUACACGUGAUUUCCCGUGCAAAAAUGGAGGCGAGUGUGAAGAUACUCCUGAUGCCUAUAAAUGCGAUUGCUCAGGUACUGGAUACAUUGGAGUGGACUGUGAGACCGCUGAACCUGUCGAGGACGUCCUAACGCUCAACUGCUCCCGGUAUGAAGUGAACAACAUCACCACACAUUGGCGAAAUGCCAGACGAAGAUGUGUUAACAACGGCGGUGACUUGGCAAUGGUGACUUCACAGGAGAUCCAGAACCUCCUGAAGACUUACAUAUAUGACAAUAACAUACAAGUAGGUCUCAAAGGAUUCUGGAUCGGACUCAACGACCGUAGCAGGGAGGGAGUGUAUCGUUGGCCUGACGGCACCCGCUUAAGAAGCGGUGAUUUCAGCAGUUGGGCAAGGAGUCAACCGAAUAACAAUAGAAGAAGAUCGUAUCGCGGACAAGACUGUACUUUAAUGUGGCGUAGCAAGGGUCUGAAUUGGGCAGAUGACUAUUGUGGUGAUUACUACCCGAGAAACAGAAACAGCCUUGGGUAUAUUUGUGAAUUUAAUGCGUGCUGAGGAACUUGAAAAGUGAAUGAAAACCUAAUUCUGACGACCAUGCUUGUCCGCAAAUAUUAAUCGCAAAAUAAUUCAAUUUAUAUCCAAAUUUAUAUUAUAUUAAAAAUUAUAUUAAAGUAAUAGUUUA